Owenia fusiformis is the source of this 1933-nucleotide messenger RNA. NCBI's taxonomy places the organism in Eukaryota, Metazoa, Annelida, Polychaeta, Sabellida, Oweniidae. The record is from the annotation of a GenBank genome assembly.
AAAAAUAUAAAAAGAAGCUGCAGCACUGAACGUUUGGAGCAGCUAAAGAGAGUGUUAAUACUUCAAUACUGUUAAUACUUUACAAAUAUCGUAGACUUAAAACAAGAGAUUAACAUGGCUUUUGACAGUCGAUAUCUCCCAAUAGUUGAUAACAACCACAAUGCAAGUUACGUCCUGGACUGCCCGAGUAAGGAUAAUGUUCACUGUGACGAUGUAACCACCCAGGCAACGAUAGGUUCUCAUAGCACCGAUGUGAACUGGGAGAAUACUACCAAAGAAGUCCUUCUAUACGCCUACCCCGUUAUCUUUCUAACUGCCAUCAUACUGAACUUUGUUGGAAUCGUUGUACUGGGGAAACAGGUUCGCUUCUCCUCGGAUGUGUACUUGCUUGGCUUCUGUAUCGCCAGUUUGUUUCUUGCAAUCUGUGGAGUUAUGUUACAUCUUCCUACGUAUGUCGGAUACUACAACCUGUACGCUUACAUGUACGGCUACGUCAUGACGUUGAGGACUUGGUUCUGGUUCACGUUAUUAUGGCUUUUGAUAGUUAUGACUUUGGAACGUAGUUUGACCGUCACGCAAAAACGCCACAAGUCUCUAUGUAGCGUCACCAAAGCAAGUGUUGUAACAAUUAUGGUGUACAUCGUUUGCAUGGUGAGUGCGUUGCCCCAAUUUUGGGAGUAUGACGUCAUCGAGGUACACGACGUUAGAUCUAAUUCAACUAUCGCGCAUGCGCAACAUUCUGGCGCGAUUCACACUUGGAUGGAGUGUAAGAUAGUGUAUUUCUGGUACGUUACAACAAUCACAAUAUUCCUACCCUACCCUAUCUUAGCGAUCAUGACCAUCCUACUAAUAAGAGAGGCAGUAAAGGCAUCGAAAGAAGGCGCUACAAGGAUAUCAUUUGACAACGUCACCGGGCAAAUUCUGCACCAUAAAAACAGAGAAGAUAGUGGUAUAACGAAACUUUUUGCCAUCAUGGCCAUUUUAUACUUGGUGCUAACAGGGCCCAGUGUAUUCCUCGAGUUAAUUGCUACAAUCACGCGAAUCGUGAACGGGCGUUCCACGUUUUACAUAUUACUCAAAGAAGUGUUCGGAGUUUUGUUCUACAGUAACGUUAGUUUAAGUUUCUUCCUGUAUGUUGGUUGUAGUUCUAGGUUUAGGAGCAAUUUGAGGAACCUUUGCAGGUGUUGCAAACAUGACGAGAGCUCCUUGCACAGCCACGUUCUUUUGAAACAGUCUUCAGUCUAAACAUUUAGAACGCCUCCGAAAGCUAAAACAGUUUUUGACAUUUUAUCAAAGGCGAAGUCGACAAUCAACGCGUGCAUUGGCGUCUUGUAUAGAAUCGUGUCUACUUUGGACACACGUCAUUGACGUUCAAAUUCAAGCAUGUGAUUUUGGAUGUUUUAUAUUAAUACAAGGCAAAGUCUGCAUUGAAUAUAUUAUAUCAGUGUACUACUGAUUUGUGAAAAGUAAGCGGUAAUAUAACAUCGGUGCAUUGCAAACUCUAGUAUGUCUCUGUUUCCGUCUGUCAUUUGCAAUGUUUUCGUUGUAAUUUCGUCUGGUGCAAUUUGCGAAGUGACAAGUUGGCCUAUCCACAUUUUGCACUAUAUGCAAUGGACUAUGUUGAAGUAGUAGUAAUGGAAGUACGCUCGUAUGUACGUACCAGUGAUGGCAUCCCCGGGAUGGAAUUAAUUCGUUACAUUGAUGUUCGUCUUGUAAUUUGAAUCAUUAUCAUUGGACACGUUGACGUUGUAUGUUACACGUUUUACAUGAUUAUUGUAUAAGCUUUGUAAGCUUUAGCUUUUUCAUUAUUGGAUUCAUUGAUAUAUAAUAUUUACGUCUGCUUCUGGUUUUUACGUUUUGUCUUGUGUUUCUCGAUAGGGGACACCAUUUAAAGAGUCUUGGCCUAUUUAAAUUGAACACAUUGAAGCAGUGC